Cyphellophora attinorum is the source of this 2202-nucleotide messenger RNA. RefSeq names its product Quinic acid utilization activator. Gene Ontology annotation, biological process: positive regulation of transcription by RNA polymerase II; DNA-templated transcription. Lineage: Eukaryota; Fungi; Ascomycota; Eurotiomycetes; Chaetothyriales; Cyphellophoraceae. The record is from RefSeq and is a predicted model, not a curated record. Gene Ontology annotation, molecular function: DNA binding; zinc ion binding; DNA-binding transcription factor activity. The coding region runs from base 1 to 2202 and encodes 733 amino acids. The transcript is spliced from 2 exons.
AUGCAGAAUGGAGCAAAGAGAACCAAAACAGCAGAGGACGACAGUGGCGUCACAAAGGCACGCACUCGAGUAUCUCGAGCAUGCGCAGAAACAGUCUGCGUAUAUGACACCGCAACAAAGAAAAGGGGUCUGCCAGAGGGCUAUGUACGAGCCAUCGAGAAGUUGUGGGCCGUCAGCUUUUCCCGCAUCGAGGGAUUGGAGGAUCUGUUGAUCAGUACGCUGCAACAAGACCGCCCACUGCUCACGAGCAUCUGGAAUCACCGCGAGGUAGGUGAAGAGCUACAUUCGAAGUGGAAAGACUCCCGGGUCUUCUCGGAACUCGAGACCUUCCUUACUGGUGUAGAAGCUCAAACAGCUGCCGCUGGAUCGAAACGCAAGCGAGACCACGAGGACGAUGAAGACAACGACCACAUAGGAGAUCUAGCCACUAUACUCCCAACAAAGUAUGCUCUGUGUGACAAAGAAGCCAGUGGAGAAGUCUCGUUGAGUCGGCGGACGUUGACGAUGAGCACAAUCAGCUUGCCCACUGCGACUUCAGAAAUUCUUGGGCGUUACUUUGGCUCGAUUCAUGCAUAUUUCCCGAUCCUGGAUCGUCCCAAAGUCCUCAGGUCAUGCUAUGAGCAAACACGAGGUGGAACUCAGAUCAGCCACGACAAUGACGAUCUCGCAGUGCUUGCAGCAGCCAUGGCGUGCACUACCAAGCUGGGGGGGCUCGGUGAGCCUGAUUCCCUUCCUACCAGUCUCUUCGACAUUGCCAGGCAGUGCAUUCCUGGACUGUCAGGUGCUUUCAAGAUUGGCCAUGUUCAAGCCCUUCUAUUACUCGCAUUAUCUGAUAUUCACACUGGCGCAUGGGAAUCUGCUUGGCGGUCUGUUGGACUCGCAGCCCGAGUUCUGACAGAUCUGUCUGAGAAGACGGGUCAGGUGACUCGAGAUCAGACGGCAGCUCGUCAAGGCUGCUUAAUUCUUGAUACGCUAGUUGGCAUUCGACUACGCAGGCGUCCUCAGUGUCGGAGAGACGACUUGCCAUCUGAUGCAUUCCUGCACGAAGAUGGCAAUGAAGAAUGGGAACCGUGGCAGGGCACGUCGGAGCCUGCUUUCAUCAUAAGUUGCUUCAACAACUUGACCAAGCUGUCUGGAAUACUGAGCGACUUCGUCUGUCAGCUACCAGGUACCCCCAUUCCUGCACGAGACCGGACAGAGCAAGCUUUGGGAAAUCUCAAUACACUCGCUGGGGCAUAUCCACGUGGUGCUCGCCUGACCGCAGCCGAUGUUGGUCCCCCACAUCAAACUUUUUUGAAGGUCGCCCACCUCCUGACCCUCGCUUACGUUACGGCAUCUCAUCCUGAUCAUGUCAAUUCGACUAUACCUCCGUUAGCCGCCGCCAAGAAGAGCCUUGAUGAUGCAGAGCUCGCAGCAGGUGUCAUUGUCGUACCGAGCUGGUUGACAGGCUUAUACACCGGCGUAAUACACGAGAUGAACGAGCUACAAAGUGGCAUCGACCUCAUAUCAUCGAUCAAGCAUGCAUCGAUGUUUAAAGCACUGGACGAACAUCUCGGAGGCAGUCCACAGGAGGCCGAACGAAAUCUGCUAGUCGUCACGAGAGAUACAGUGGCUGGCAGUAUAAUCGAUCCAUCUCUACAACCAUUGAAACGAAAUGGCAGCACGUCUCUAGCCAGAAGAUCGUUCUUCCCCGCAGACCCAUUUGCCCAACCAAUGAACGUCAUGACAAACCAGUCUCCACCCAUCACAACCGCAGGCCCCGAUGCCGCUAACAACGUAUUCGAGCGUACGCCGCAAGACUUCUGGAACAGCAGCAUUGAUGUUCCGACAGCGCCAGCUAUGGUACCAAACGGAGGACUAGUCAUGCCUGCGACGCAUGGCUCAUUGCCAACUGUCUACAACCCAUCCAUCGCUACCUCUCCAAGCUUUCAGGGCGACGAGAUCGAUGCACUUUUCCACGAGAUGGCACAGCUAGACACAACUGAGUGGGCUACAGGACGAAAUCAAGGAUUGAAAGAUUUCGGAUUCAAUGAUAUGCAAGCUUUUGAGGAAUUCUGUAACGAUCCCGACCGGGUCUUCUCCAGCAAUGCGGAAAUAGAAACUCAACAACCAAUGCCACAACGGCACAUGUCCGACCUGACCAUGGCAGACUUUGAUCAGCAGAACUUCGAUAUGGCGGGACUACCUAUCUGGAACGGAUGA